This is a messenger RNA of Scophthalmus maximus (turbot), 2281 nucleotides long. RefSeq names its product proteoglycan 4a (gene prg4a). The record is from RefSeq and is a predicted model, not a curated record. The transcript is spliced from 12 exons. NCBI's taxonomy places the organism in Eukaryota, Metazoa, Chordata, Actinopteri, Pleuronectiformes, Scophthalmidae. The coding region runs from base 66 to 1445 and encodes 459 amino acids.
CCUGUGUGGGACGUUGUGGUGAGGUUUUCACCAGAGGUCAGCUUUGUGCCUGCGACCUCAGCUGCAUGCAACACAAUGAGUGCUGCCCAGACUUUGAGGCCACUUGCACCACUGCUCAGUCCUGCCUGGGUCGCUGCGGCGAGCCGUUCAGACGUGGUCAGCAGUGCGAAUGUGAUCCCGAGUGUGUACGCCACAACACCUGCUGCCGCGACUAUCAGCGUCACUGCGAUGCCAGCGUGUCAGUGUCAGGGUCACAUCCAAGAACUUUCCAGCCUCUGGGGGCCAAGGCUUCAGGUCAUCGAAAAUCCGAGGGGAGCAAGAAAGGGUCCAACAGUGAGAGCGAGGAAUUGUAUAAAGGUGUGACUGACAUUUCCGUCGGCCUGCUGCCAGCGUCCGCCCCGUCCUCUCACGGUGGAACUCCAGACUCCCGAGCACGAAUGAAUGCUCUGCCCAGCAACAGUGUUCCGUCUCAGGGCGGCAGAGCUCCUGUGAGCCCCUCUGGUCCCAGUGAACCCCUGGUGCUGUUACCUGGGGGAGCGGCUCCAUAUGUGCCAAGUCAAGGACUCACAGGUUCUAGGCCCAGACCCAACACCCUGCUGGACAUAGCUCAAGCCUUGGGACUCUCUGAGGUGGACACAGGCUCUGAGAGACCGGGAGCAGGACUACUUGCUGGUGACGUGUGCAGUGAUUCUCCCAUCGAUGGACUGACUGCUCUCAGCAAUGGGACCAUCCUGAUAUUCAAAGGUGAGCUCUUCUGGUCAGUGGACCCUGUCAGUCACUUACCUGGUCGUCCGCAGAGCAUCACAGACAGGUUAGGUGUCUCCUCUCCCAUCGACACCGUCUUCACACGCUGCAACUGCCACAGAAACACCUACAUCAUCAAGGGAGACCACUUCUGGCGUUUCGAUAGGAACAUGGUUGUAGAGCCCGGCUUCCCCAAGCCUCUGGCGUCCGAGUUCCCAGGACUGACAGGAACCAUCAGUGCUGCACUGGCAGUGCCAGCCACCAGGAAAAGACCCGAGACUGUGUACUUCUUUAAGGGCGGAGACAUGAUGCAGAGCUUCACCUACGCACCAGGCAGCACUCCGUCCUGCAGCGGGAAAUCCAGGAGCUCGACUCACCAGGCUGCUCUUCAAGGUGGAGAGAUCAAGAUCAAAUUGGCUCUGAGGGGAUUCCCCACCCCGGUCACCUCUGCUCUGUCCAUGCCCAGCCCCCAGAGGAGUGACAGAUACCACCACUACGUCUUCUCCGGAACUGUGUUCUUCAGUGUCCACAUUGUCGGCAGCCUGCCUGCGCUGGCCAAACCUGACCCAUCUGCCGCCCUCGCACCUCUGCCCAUCCUCAGCCCUGCGACCACAGCUACCAACGCUGCCAACAUGGCCGCCCACAACGCUAACCCCACCUACCCAGCCUACUCCAUCAGAGUUUGGCUGCGCUGCCCAUAGAAAGGUCCCGAAGAGGAGAUGGCGGCCCUGCUCGGGGUGUUUCCUGCUACAGCGCGACAAAUUCUACUAUGUAAAUAUACUUACAUAGUUAUAGGUAGUAACUAUAUUUUCUCAAAUGCAUUGUUAAUUCCCAUAAGUGAUUUUUGUAACAAAAAACCCCAUCAUAAAUUGAAGCGAUCUCCCCCUUGCCAUAACAGCUCCAACUUGAGGAGGCAGGGCCUCUACAAGGCCUGUUAAGGGCCCUGUAGUAUCUGGCACCGACACAUCACCAGCACAUCCUUAAAGUCCUGCUAGUUGUGAGGAGGAGCAGGAGUAGAUCGCGCUUGUUCCUGCACAUCAGUCUGUGCCUGUUUCAUGGUCCGUCCCUCCGUGCAUCACGGUUGGUGGGCACUGAGGGACUCACCAGUGCUGACUAGGUGCCUCACGAGAUGCUCCCAUCGAUUUGUCAAAGUCGCUCAGGACUUAACACCACAGUGACUUAGAUGGUCACUGUCCAGUAAAUCCCAGACCUUAACAUGGACUGGUGUAAUGAGAUGAUGUUAUUCGCUUCAUCAACAAGUGGUCACACUGUUUUGUCUCAUUAGUUUGGAAAGCUAACUCUUACUGGAGCAAAAACAAGUUUUUAUUCCCCUUGUUGUAUAGUAUUUAGAAUUCAUUCAUUAUGUCACCAUUACAGAUUUCUGUAUCAAAUAUUAUUUUUUGUGAUUUAGCCUACUUAAAAUAAUUUGAAGUCAAUAAAACAGCCCAUAAUCUUCAUAAUUUACCUAAUGCAGAGUUGACAUCUUUAGAUUUUCUUGGUCUGAUCAACACUCUAAACAGCAAGAAAGUCAAUUAAC